Molecule: messenger RNA, 809 nt
Organism: Serpula lacrymans var. lacrymans S7.9
Lineage: Eukaryota; Fungi; Basidiomycota; Agaricomycetes; Boletales; Serpulaceae
Exons: 7
Coding region: 35-712 (225 amino acids)
Source: RefSeq, a predicted model, not a curated record
AGAAUUAACAGAAAUAAUCCAAAUUGGCUUUUUCAUGGCGUCUCUGGUACUCUCGGAUGCCCUGUUUGUUUAUCGCCUGUGGGUUAUCUGGAGCCGUAAUACAUUAGUGAUAAUUUUUCCGCUCUGUAGCCUCGUUGGUCUCACAGUAUGUGCUAUAGGCAUAACCUAUCAGUUCACUCAGUACACCAGUGCUACAGAAUCCACAUACCUCCUUAUUGCAGCUCGGUGGAUUCUCAGUGACUGCGUCUUCACUCUGUGUACGAAUGUGUACUGUACAGUAAUGAUCUCAUGGCGCAUAUGGGCUAUUCACAGAGCACUGCCACCUCUAGGAAACAGAGGUCUCGGGCCGGUAGUGGCUAUAUUUGUCGAGAGUGCGGUAUUGUGCACCGCAUGGACAAUCUUUUACUUUGCUACGUAUGAGGCCGAGUCCAACCUUCACGACUUUGUUCAGGGCACAUGGGGUACUAUAUCCGGUAUUGCAUUCAUGCUCAUCACCGUACGCGUAGGCUUGGGUUGGAGCAGUCAAACAGAGCAAAACAUGACUAUAACCCAACUGACAAGGCCCAAGUUUGCUGCCCAGUCGGAUAGCUCAGCGACUCAAUCGUAUCCCAUGCAUGCGGUGCAGGUCAAUAUUCUACGAGAGGAUGGUAAGAGCUCAUGUGGGGAGACCAAACUUGACUAUUCUAUGAGCGGCAGUUCUGGGACUGUUUGAUUGUAAUUCCAUACUUUCUGGCGUUGUACUCUAUUUUCUUGGAGGUUCUAGAAAUGAUGAUUCCUAAAGUGUUUUCAAGUUGAUUGUCAAAGGGAUG